AUGAAAGACGUUGCGGUGACAUGCAACGUGCCUGUGGUCUCAUACGAGGAUUUGGUGGCCAAGACAGACCUGUCUGCUACCAUUGAAGAGGCCUUUGGCUUCAAUGGCCUCGGAAUUCUUGCUAUCAGCGGCGUUCCAGAGCUCAAUGUCAAGCGAAGCUGUCUCUUGCCCUUGGCUUUCAAAUUUGCAAAUCUUUCGAGCAUUAUUAAAUCCAAGUACGAAUUGCCUGAUGCCUUUUACAGUUUUGGCUGGAGCCAUGGCAAGGAAAAUUUACAGGGUAAGCCGGACUACGCCAAGGGGUCGUAUUAUAACAAUCCAGAGACCAACGAUUUGACCAACGGUAACAAGGAGCUUAUUGCCAAAUAUCCAUCGUUCUAUCAUCCAAACGUCUGGCCAAUCGAGCUGCCUCGAUUAGAAGACGCUUUUAUGACUCUAGGCCAAUUGAUUGUGGAUACAGGGAUAUUGGUAGCGCACCAGUGCGAUAAAUUGGUGGAAAGCAGAUGCUCAAGUUACGAAAAAGGUAAAUUGCAUCGCAUUAUUAGCACAAGCAAAUGUUCUAAGGCUCGAUUAUUGCACUACUUCGCGCUUUCAGACGAGCAGAUUGCAACUCAAAUGAAAGCGACAACUCUCGAGGAAUCUUUUGCCUGGUGUGGAUGGCACAAUGAUCAUGGCGCACUUACGGGACUUGUACAAGCAAUGUAUAUGGACCCUAAUGGUGUAGAGAUACCGAAUCCAGACCCUGAUGCAGGAUUGUACGUGAAAAAUCGCCGAGGCGAGAUUGUCAAGGCUCACAUCCCAGUAGGACAUUUAGUGUAUCAAAUAGGCGAGACGUCACAAAUUCUAUCAGGUGGUAUACUACAAGCCACGCCACAUGCUGUACGAGGACCUCAAUUCAAAGACGUAAACCGGGAAACAAUGGCAGUGUUUAUGCAGCCGUUGCCUGAAGAGCGGAUGGCUAUGCUAAGAUGUAGCGAUUUGGACGACCCCGAAGACGCCGCAAAGACUGAAAAUUUGCCUAACGGUGUACCUUCACUUCUGUCUCGCUGGACAAACAACAUGAGUUACAAUGACUUUACUCAGGCCACCUUCAAGGCAUAUUACUGA
Plasmopara halstedii is the source of this 1104-nucleotide messenger RNA. RefSeq lists its product as hypothetical. Bases 1 to 1104 code for a protein of 367 amino acids. The record is from RefSeq and is a predicted model, not a curated record. The transcript is spliced from 2 exons. Lineage: Eukaryota; Oomycota; Peronosporomycetes; Peronosporales; Peronosporaceae.